UAUGUAUUUAAUCUCAUUUGAGUAUAAGUUCUUGGAAAUUAGAGAUCUUGUCUCUUAUUUACUACUGUGUUGUCAGUACUUGACCUUGCCUGGUAUGCAACAGAUAUUGAAGAAAUAGUUGUUAAAUGAAUGAAUGAACCACGUUCAAAAAUUCUCCAAGUAUCACAGCAUUUACCAUCUAACAAAUAAAAGAGCUUGUCUAGAGUAGAGUCACAGUUAACCUGCCAUACAAGGAAAUGUCAAUGAAAAUCAAACUUUGUAUGUGUAGCUGCUAAAAUUUGAAGGCUUUUACUGCAGCAUAAACUAGGAAAGCUCAGUGAGAUGGCAGAUAGAAUAUACAUAUAUAAAUAGACCAGAUAGACCAGUAGAUGAGAUUCCAAAGAUAGUUCAAUCAGCAUUAACUAACCACACCCACACUCUCUUAAUUUCCUAACAGAAAGAAUGGAAUUCCUAUUCACUAAGAUCUGUCUCAACGAGUACUUUGUGAAAACCUAUCUGGGUAUGCAAGUAUUUAAUCAGGACCUUUAUUUUUUCCUCCUGCAGGUUGGAGUGCAGUGGGGCCAUCAUAGCUCACUGUAACCUCUAACUCAAGGCUCAAGGAAUCCUCCUGCCUCAGUCUCCCAAGUAGCUGAGACUACACGUAUGCACCACCAUGCUUGGCUAAUUUUUUAUUUUAAGAAACCGGGUCUUACUAUGUUGCCCAGGCUGAUCAGGACUGUUGAUUACAUACGACAGAAACCCAACCAACCCUAGUUCCUGCCACCUUUCAAUCUGCUCUUUUCUCAGUCUUCCGAGUCUCAACAAAUGGCAGUUUCAUCCUUCACGUUGCCAAAGCCCCAAAUCUUAUGUUAACCUUGAUUUUUCUUUUAUGCCAUAGCCAGUAUGAAGGCCAAUCAUGUUCAGACCCAGGCUCUCACCGGCACAUUGUCCUUUACUGUCCUGAGGGUGUCUGGAGCUUCAGUGCUGUGUGCUUUGGGCCUCAAUGCUGGGGCACCAUCGACUCUCACUGUCCAGGGCUUCCAGUAGACUCUCCGAGGCACUGAUACAGAAUCUUCCACCUUCAGUGCACCAAGAGCAGCCUCACACGGUGUGGGCUGACAUGAAGAGCUGCCAGAUUCAACAGGAGAGGAAGAAAAUAACAGGGAUCUUCAUGGAGAAAUGACCCACUUAAGGGUCUGGACUCUCCAGCAGUUACAAGCAGAAGAAACUCCCUGAGGAAGAAUGGAGGAGCUGAAUGCCCAGACUGGGAAGUUUUCUGAAAGGCAGCAAGCCUGAGCUGAGUCCACACCCUGAAAGCCCAGAAGCAAGGGAUCAGAUGGAAGAAAUAAAGCAGGUUUUGGAAAAGAGAAUAACCUGCAAAGACAAGUCAAUGCUAGAACAGAAGCCUGCACUAUCUGGAGCACCGAGGCUGUCUCAAGCUAACUGAUCUGCUCUCUGGAUUCCGGGGACACCCGCAGAGCUGGAGGUUGAAGGCACAAGUGUUGAUGUCUCUGACCGUUCUGACUCCAGUUGGAACUUUCUGCUCUACAGUCCAUGAUGACUGUGCAAGAAGAAGAGCUGCAGGUGCGGGAGGAAGAGCCGCAGGUGCGGGAAGAAGAGCCGCAAUUGCGGGAAGAAGAGCCGCAGCUACGGGAAGAGGAGCCGCCACAGGACCUGAAAAUACAACUGGUUAUCCUGAAGACAUACCAGCAGUGGAACGCCUGACCCAGAAAGUAUUACUUCUUUGGGAAAAAUUUACUUCAGUGGAAUCCCAGGGUCAAGAAAUUUCAGGAAACCAAAGACAACAGUUGCUGCUGAUGCUAGAAGGACUAGUAGAUGAACAGAGUCAGCUCAGUGAGGACUUAGAAACAAAGAGAUAGCUCUCUAGCAGUCUGGUGAAGUUCCAUGCCCAUCCAGAGAGAGUCUUGCUCUGUCACCAGGCUGGAGUGCCUUAGCCCAAUCUUGGCUUACUCCAACCUCUGCUUUCUGAGUUCAAGCGAUUCUUCCUCCUCUGCCUCCAGUGUAUCUGGGACCACAGAUGGGGUUUAACCAUGUUGGUCAGGCAGGUCUUGAACUCCUGCCCUCAAGUGAUCUGCCCGCCUUGGCCUCCAAAGUGCUUGGAUUACAGGCAUGAGCCACUACGCCUGGCCCAUAUGUUUAUUUAUUUUAUACGGAGUCUUGCUCUGUCACCAGGCUGCAGUGCACUGGCCCAAUCUUGGCUUACUGCAACCUCUGCCUCCUGAGUUCAAGCGAUUCUUCCUCCUCAGCCUCGGAGUAUCUGGGACCACAGGUGGUGAAGCCCUCUAUUGUCCUGACCCCACAGUUCCUGUCCCAUGACCAGGGCCAGCUCACCAAGGAGCUGCAGUAGCACAUAAAGUCAGUGCCAUCCCUCAUGCGAGUACCUGAGGAAGCCAAGACUGACUGUGAGAAACCCUGGGAGCUCAGGAAGGAAGGAGCCGCUCAGAAGCAGGGAUGGGAGCUGGUGGGAAAGACCAGAAGUCAGGUCUGUGAAGGUUCCAGAGAGGACCUGUCCUUGGGAGUCAAGUAGGGGGCCUGAGAUGGGGGAGGGGCAUUGGAGGACACAGGUGCUCUGUGGAAUGUCCACUGUGAGGUACCGCAUUCCGGGGCUAGGGAUUGGUGGAGAGGGAGUUUAAAGCCCCGGGGUUGCUUAGGCAGUGCCCAGACAGGAGAAGGUUUGGUGGAAACCAGAGCCCUGGUCUCCAUCUAAUUGCUCCUGAGCGUCCUGCUUUCUUGCCCUGCAUAUCCUGUUGCUUCCCUGAUAGACUUUCUCCCUGACUUGUAGCUGAACCUCCUCCCACUCUCGCUUGAAGACUUAGUUUAAACCGGAUCCUUUCUCAGUCUGCUUUCUCCUCCCCCCCCCCACCGGGUGCCCAACAGACCCCUUCCCCUCCCUCUCCUUCCCUCCCAUCCCCCUCCCCAACUCAGAUCCCACCCCAUCCCCAUCCCCUUCCUUCCCCCAGCCCUAAGCCACUGUUAUCUCUGUCCUGGUCACCUCACGGCACCCUGAGAAGACCAGGAGAUGCGAGUGCAGUGGCUACUCUUUUGGCUCCUCCUGCUGGAGUUUCCCAGCCAUCAAUCCACCCUUGCGAUCAGGUUUCUACUUGAUUAUUUGUAUCCUGGGCAUGACCUUCUUGGUGUUCUGUGGAUGCCUAUCCCUAUUGUGUUUCUGGGAGUUUCCACAGUUGGCCUUUUCCUCCGAAAAAUUAUCUUCUGUCUCCAUGCUGGAGCCUUGGAGAGGGAGAUGGCUGAGAGGAAGCCUGCCUACAAGCAGCACAGGAGGAGAAAGCAGAGAGUGCCAGAGAGACACGAGUGAGGAGCCAGCCCAGAAACGCCUGUGCACUGAGAACACUUUCUGGAGAGCAAAUUCAGGACCUCAUUCGGUUCCCAUGAGGAACAGCAGCUGUGACCCAACUGAAAACGUGGAGAAGACAAAGAAAUAACAUGAGGAAUGUCACCGACCUCCACCUCUGUAGGUCUCAUGGCCCAGUGAACUCUGACUGCUCUCUUCUACUCAAGGUGUUGUGGGGUCUAUUUCAGAAAUAUGUGUGGUUUUAUUUUGCUGUGAUUUUUGUUUUCUUCUAUAAGGUAGGUGAUUAACAUUUGAAAUAUCUGCUGUAUUCCCAGAAGUGACAAAAGUGAAAACUCAUUAAUCCAACAUUAAUAUGUGCUUUGUGCGAUUUUGAAUGCUCUUCAACAAGGUCAAUUCCAUAUUUCAUCACAGUCCCAUUCCUGUUGUUAACUGUGUUGUGCAAAAACCCACCUCCACCCCGCUUCAGUGGUGCCCUGAUCUAAUAUUCUAAGUCUCAGAGUUUCUGUACUUGUAAUAGAAAAUAUGUCUCGACUGUGAGUUAGUGAAAGUGAAUGUAACCUAUUACCCACAGCGACGAUUCCCAAUGAAGGCCUUAAAUGAUGCUCAGCUAUGCUGGUUCUCAUGUGGCCUCUCUACUUACAACAGCUGCUGAGUCUUAUGAUUACACAUGAUGGGAACUGUACACUUGAAAUUAAACACAUUUCUAAAACUUGCUUUUUUCAGAAUUCAUACCUUGUACAUUUCUAUGUACAAAAGUAUUAUUUAUGUCAUAAUGCACUUAACAUUUGUAUCGCCUGGGAAUUCAAAGAGACAUUCUAGCCGUGCCUGACUGACGUUUGUAUGUCGGAUUGUUCUGUCAGAAAACCUUCUCCCAGUUCCCCUGAAUGUCUUUAGGAAUCCAUAUUUCCCCAGAGCUAUUUGUGCUCACGGGGGGCACCCCCAGAGUGAACAAGACCCUUUGUCAAGAAGGGAAGCAGAGGGGAAAUGAGAGGGUCCUACAGGCAGAGCUGGAAUCAAUUCCCACUGUGCCUCCUGCAAGCUGUGUGACCCUGGGCACAUGGUCUUUUUCCUUGGGGAGCUUCUGUUUUUUUAGAUUUGGAGCAGGUUGUCACACUGACUUGCAGAGUUCUGAGAAUCAGAGACAACGUAAAAGGCCUGGAGAACAUUCUCCAAAAAGAAGCUGCAACACGUGUGGACAAUGGGCUUUUCAUGCCUCUCUUACUCGCUGUUUAUCUGAUGCAAGGAGCAUGCUCUGGUGAUGGUGGUGAGGGAGGAAGAAGAUAGACAUAGACACUCCUGUGUGGGAAACGUACUUCUUCCUUACUGCGCUAUGACUCUGUCUCCCCUGGGGCAGGACCCAGCCUGCCUACAUUUGCAGACAGACACAGUGGCAUGUGGAGAAAACAGUUUGACCCAAUGACUUUUCUUCACUCCCCAGCUGUCUGUGGUACUUGGUGGAAGGGUGACUUCAUGAUACUGAUGUGUUAUUUUUGAAACCUGGAGGAUGGAAAGGUGCAAAAAACUAUGAGCAGCAACAUAAGGUUCAGCCUGUGUUGUUGAUGGUGGUUCUGUCCAUCAAACUAAUACAUUUCAAAACACUUCCUCCUUCUGCCUGCAGGUUAACAUGGCUGCCGCACAGCAUCAUCAUUGAUCAGCAUUGCCCUCUUGCCCUACCUCAUGGCUUGCCAGCCACCUCCUCCAUCUGGAUGUCACCUGGGAGCUCAACCAUUUUCAUCAGCUAAAGGUAUUCUGGGACCUCUGAAAACCCCUCAACUCCAGUGUCCUCUAGGACCUCAGCCAACGUCUCCAGUUGAUACAUUUUGGGGACCACAGACACUAACACAUCAGUGUCUUCUGUUACCUCUACCGCCCUUAGUCAAUGAUUUUUUGAGUCCAUACACACCACCACCCGAGUGUCUUCUGACACCUCUACCACCAUCUACAGAUGAUGAGUUUUCAAGACCACAGACACCGACACAUCAGUGUCUUCUAGCACCUCUACCACCCUUAGCCAAUGAUUUUCUGAGUUCAUACACAACACCCGAGUGUCUUCUGACACCUUUACCACCACCUACAGAUGAGUUUUUGAGACCACAGACACUGACACAUGAGUGUCUUCUAGUACCUGUACCACCUGCUCCACAUGAUAAUCUUUGGAGACCAUGGUCACCUCCACCCAAGUGUACUCUUUUACCUCUGCCACCUUCUCAAGCUGAAGAUUUUCUAGGACCAGACACACCACCACCCGAGUGUCUUCUGACACCUCUACCGCCAUCUACAGAUGAUGAGUUUUCAAGACUACAGACACCGACACAUCAGUGUCUUCUAGCACCUCUACCACCCUUAGCCAAUGAUUUUCUGAGUUCAUACACAACACCCGAGUGUCUUCUGACACCUUUACCACCACCUACAGAUGAGUUUUCGAGACCACAGACACUGACACAUGAGUGUCUUCUAGCACCUGUACCACCUGCUCCACAUGAUAAUCUUUGGAGACCAUGGCCACCUCCAGGUGAGUGUAUUCUGUUACCUCUACCACCAUCUCGAGCUGAAGAUUUUCUGGGACCACACACACCUCAGCCACCUGAUCCUAUCUGUCCUGGGGGACCCCAUCCACCUCAUUCCCCCUGAGUGUCCCAGGGGACCCCAUCCACCUCAUUGCCCUGUGUGUCCUUGGGGACCUCAUUCAGCUUAUUGCCCUGUGUGUCCUGGGGGACCCCAUCCACCCCAUCACCCUGUGUGUCCUUGUGGACCCCAUUCACCUCAUUGCCCUGUGUGUCCUGGAGGAACCCAUCCAUUUCAUUGUUCUGUGUGUUCUGGGGGACCCCGUUCACUUCAUUGUCCUGUGUGUCCUGGGGGACCCCAUCCAUUUCAUUGCCCUGUGUGUCCUGGGGGACCCCAUCCACCUCAUCCCUUUUGUGUGUCCUGGGAGACCCCAUCCACCUCAUCACCCUGUGUGUCCUGGGGGACCCCAUCCACCCCAUCACCCUGUGUGUCCUGUGGAACCCCAUCCACCCCAUUGCCAUGUGUGUCCUCGGUGACCCCAUCCACCUCAUCAUCCUGUGUGUCCUGGAGGACCCCAUCCACCUCAUUACCCUAGAUUUUAUGGCCCCAGGAGACUAACAGGAUGGAUCUUAUUAGCUGUGGCCUUGGUCUCUAGAAUCAGGUCAACUCUGGUGGGGAACUCAAGGCCAAUACUGAGCUGUUCUCGCAUCACCCUAUCCUCAGCAACCUCUCUCUUCCUUGCAACUCCCAGCUUUGCAUCUCCCCACCAUGGCCUGCAAAAUCCUCCCCCUUCACUGUGUCCCUGCUGCCUGAGCCCAGACACAAAUUCUCAGUGGGGCUCAGAGCCCCAGCUUUCUCAGAAAUGAGCUGGGACUGAUGUGGUUAUGAGGUCAUGGUGAGGACAAGGAGACUAAGCCCAUAAGGAAAGCAUCUUGCAAAAUAGCUGCUAAAAGGGAGAACCUCCUCCCUCCCACUGGUUUCAUGAAAAUAUUCCCACUCAGAAGAUCAGCAUAAGAUGUUCAUUGAUGUUUACUAAGCUUAGGGUAUAACAGCUUAGAACCCGGGAUUUCCAAUCUCCGUUUCAAAAGAGAAGUGAUAGCCUCAGAUUCUUACGAGAUGAAGAGAUUAAAGGAAUGCAUACACAGUUAAACUCUGAGAGCUGUAUCUGUGAUCUGCAGAUAAUUAUUAUUCAUGACAUAUGCAGCCACACACGGAAGCAUUCAGUAGGUGUACAGGUAUUUUAUGUAAGACAAAAUGUAUAUUGGGCCAAAAAGAUCACAUGGAAAUAAACUGAAAGAACUUUGUUUUCACUAUGAAAAUGCUUUAAUACCGUUGUCUGUACAGCAUGGGAUGUGGACAGGGAAAACAGCAAGUGCACACACACAGGCACAGGCCAGAAGGCAGGCUGGGAGUGCAUAAAGAGUUCACACGGCUUCCCUACUUUUCCUGGUGACUGGAGGCUCUAGGCCACCUCCUCCUCGAAUUCACCCUCCUCAAUCGUGGUGUUCUAGUACUGUUGGUAUUUGAACACCAGGUCAUUCAUGUUGCUCUUGGUCUUGGUGAACUCCAUCUCAUCCAGGCCCUCACCCAUGUAGCAGUGCAGGAAGGUCUUGUGCAGAAACAUGGCUGUGAACUGCUCCAAGAUGCACUAGCACAGCUCCUGGAUGGUCCUGCUGUUGCCAGUGAAGGUAGCAGAUGUUUUUAGCCCUUGGGGUGGGAAGUCAGAGACAGCCAUUUUCUCAUUGUUGGGGGUCCACUCAACAAAGUAGCUGCUGUUCUAGUUUUGGACAUUAAGCAUUUGCAUCCACCUUCUUCAUGGACAUGCAGCCCCUGAACAUGGUGGCCACCAUCAGGUAGCGGCCAUGGAGGGGGUCACAGGCUCUCAUCAUGUUCUUGGCAUCCAACAUCUGCUGGAUGAACUCAGGCACUGUCGGCCAGGACUGCUGGCUUACCUGGCUGGUCAGCAGGGCAAAGCUGGGCAUGAAAAUGUGCCGGUGUGGGAAUGGGACCAUAUUUAUGGCCAGCUUCUGCAGGUCAGGAUUGAGCUGGCCUGGGAAACACAGGCAGGUAGUGACUACGCUCAUGGUGGCAGACACCAGAUGGUUCAGGUCACCGUGGUGGGCAUAGCACCAUUAGGGUUCUGAAGCAGAUGUCACAGCUUCAUUAUCGAUGCAGCAGGUCUUGUUUGCAUUUCCUAUGAGCUGGUGGAUGGAGAGAGUGGCAUUAUAGGGCCCCGCCACCAUAUCUGACACCUUGGGUGAGGGCACCACAGUGAACAUUUUCAUGAUCCUGUCUGGGUACUCCUCCUGGAUUUUUGUUGAGGAGGGUACCCAUCCCACACCCAGUUCCGCCACCCAGGGGGUCUGGCCAUUUUGCUGCUUUAUUUUGUGUUUUUAAAUAUACUUCUGGAUUCAAUAUGCUGUUACUUAGUUUUAUGCUCAGAUACCUUCGUGUUAGCUGCUAUAUACCUAACAAAUAUUUUCUUUUAUUUAUUUAAAAUGUUUAGAUUAAUAGAGGGCCAGGCAAGGUGGUUUAUGCCUGUAAUCCCAGCACUUUUGGAGGCCAAAGCAGGUGGAUCACAAGGUCAGGAGUUCGAGACCAGCCUGACCAACAUGGUGAAACCAUGUCUCUACUAAAAAUACAAAAACUGGCUGGGUGUCAUGGCACACACCUGUAAUCCCAACUACUCAGGAGGCUGAGACAGGAGAAUUGUUUCACCUGGAAAGGUGGAGGUUGCAGUGAGCCGAGAUUGCACCUUCAGAGGUGUUGGGGUCAAAUAUAAAUACUCUCUGGCUCCUCCUAUGCUUAGUUGGGCCUCUCAAGUGGGUUAGGAAAGACUGUUUCAAGAGUGGUUGUGUCAAGCAUUGAUGGAAGGGAGGAUAAAGGAAAAGAUGAGCAAAUUAAAUCCUAGGUUAGUUUAGAGUUAGUCUGUGUUGUGUGAAAUCAGUUCAGGUUUCAGUAAGCAGAAACCCUCUUGACAAAAAGAAAAGACAAAGGAAAGAAGUCAUUCUGAAUUCUGAUGUUUGAUGAUAAAGUGCAACUAUUUGCUUUUACCCCUUCCACGAAGAAAUGAAACACUUUGGGAAGACAUCCCAAGAGAUUCAGGAAGAAGAAAGCAAGGUAAGUGCUGUGGUUUGAAUGCCUCCUCUAAAAUUCAUGUUGCAGUUUGUCAUUGUGAUGGCAUUAAGAGGUGAGACCUGGCUGGGCAUGGUGGCUAUUGUCUGUAAUUCCAGCACUUUGGAAGGUUGAGGCAGGUGGAUCAUCUGAGGUCAGGAAUUCAAGAACAGCUAGCCAACAUGGUGAAACCCCAUCUCUACUGAAAACACAAAAACUAGCCAGGCGGGGUUUUGGGUACCUAUAAUCCCAGCUACUUGGGUGGCAGAGAGAGAAAGGAAGGAAGGAUGAGGAAGAAAGAUGGGAAGAAAGAAAGGAAGGGAGGGGAAAAGGAAGGAAAAAGGAAGAGAAGUAAAAGAAAAGGAUGAGAGGGAAGUAAAAGAAAAGGAUGAGAGGGAGGGAAAAGAAGGAAGGAAGGAGGGAAAGAUAGCAAGAAGAGAGAAAAGGAAGGAGGGAGAAAAAUAAGAAAAUACCCUUUUUAAGUCACAGCUGAGGUCACAAAAAAUAAAAAAAUUUAAACUUCCCCCAAAAAAUAAAAGAAGUGAAAUUAAAAAAAAUAAAAUAAAUCCAGCAUAGAUUAAAACCUUCAAAAGGACAGAGCUUGUGAGUGGUGAGAAGUGACCCUGUGGCUGCACAGGCUGAGGGAGAGAGGCCUCUGGUCUUGGCCACCAAUGGCGGAUGUUCUUUAUGUCUGCCUCUCUUAAACAUUUACAAUGGAAAAAAAAAUUUUUUUUAAUUGCAAUGUUUGUCUUAUUUUAUGCUUUAUAUUUUCAAAGUGAAAAGCAAUAACAUUGAGUCCAUUUAAAAAAAAAUAUUUGUUCUAUGUAUUUAAAAGCCUUCAAGUUGCUCUAAAGAUUUCAAAAGUAUUGAGUAGGGCCGGGCAUGGUGGCUCACGCCUGUAAUCCCAGCACUUUGAAAGGUGGAGGCGGGCAGAACACCUGAGGUCAGGAGUUCAAGACCAGCUUGGCCAACAUGGUGAAACCUGUCUCUUCUAAAAAUACAAAUAUUAGCUGGGCAUGGUAAUGUGCCCCUGUAAUCUCAGCUACUUGGGAGGCUGAGGCAGAAGAAUCACUUGAUCCUGAGAGGCGAAGGUUGCAGUGGGCUGAGCUCAUGCCACUGCACUCCAUUCAGCCUGGGUGACAGAGUGAGACUCUCUCAAAAAAAAAAAAAAAAGGCAUUGAGACUCUGUGUCAAAGAAAAAAAAUUAUUGGAGCUCUGUGGUCCACAGCAUUUCCUUCUGUUUCAAUCUACAUAUGUUUUGAUUACUAUUGUAAUCUUUUAAAUUUUCUAAAGCAGGCUCAGAGGUAGGCAGAAAGAUUCGAUGCAAAAAAAAAAAAAUUCUUACCUUAUUCACCGCAAAGCUUCUCAAAUCUAGCCUAAAUACUCUACCUUAAAACAAACAUGAGAUGCAUCUGAAUGGGAGGGAAAUUUAUUUUUCUGCUUUUCUAUUAUACAAGUAAUUUACAGAAACUACAAAUUAAGACUGGGCACAGUGGCUCACACCUGUAAUCCCAGCACUUUGGGAGGCCGAGGUGGGGGGGAUCACCUGAGCUCAGGAGUUUGAGACCAGCCUGGCCAACAUGGUAAAACCCCGCCUCUACUUAAAAUAUGAAAAAUUAGGUCAGGUGUGGUGGCUCACACCUGUAAUCCCAACACUUUGAGAGGUUGAGGUGGGUGGAUCAGAAGGUCGGAGUUUGAGACCAGCCUGGCGAAUAUGGUGAAACCCCAUCUCUACUAAAAAUACAAAAAUUAGCUGGGUGUGGUGGCACAUGCCUGUAAUCUCAGCUACUGGGGAGGCUGAGGCAGGAGAAUCUCUUGAACCGGGGGGGUGGAGGUUGCAGUGAGCCCAGAUGGCACCAUUGCACUCCAGCCUAGACAACAGAGUGAGACUCUCUUAAAAAAAAAAAAGAAAGAAAAGAAACUGCAAAUUAAAAGAUAACAUAUGGUGGAAAAUUUCAAACACAGCUUGAAGUGCAGAGGCCAGGACGAGGUCUCUCAGUGCCACCACUCCUGCAAUAGCAACUAACAUUCUGCCCUUCCUCUGCUCUUACCUCCUCUCUCCAGCUUUGCACGGGGAUUUCACACAAAUCCAACACAUCAUAUGACUUUGCCUGUAGACACUUGGGAAUGUUCUCUAAUCAUUGAAGCCCGAUUUCCCAACAAAGAACCACCCAACCAAAUUAACAAUAAUGUCUUGUUAUCACCUUGCUAUAUGUUAUUAUCAAUAAUUUCCUGUCAUCAAUAACCAGUCUGUCACCUAUUGUCCAUAAUGAUCUCAAAAAUGUCCUUUUGAGGCCCUGCCUGAUGGUUCAUGUCUGUAAUCCUAGCCCUUUGAGAGGCAGAGGCAGGUGGACUGUUUCAGGACAGGAGUUUGAGAGCAGGCCGGGCACCAUAGCAAAACCUCAUCUCUACAAAAACUACACAAAAAUUAUCUGGGCAUGGUGGCACGUGCUUGUAGUCCCAGCUAUUUGGGAGGUUGACGUGGGAGGAUCGCUUGAGCUGGAGAGGUUGAGGCUGCAGCGAGCUGUGAUGACAUCUCACUCCACUCCAGCCUAAGCAACAGAGUGAGACCUGCUCUAAAACAAAUAAAUAGAAUCAACAGCCAACAGAUUGGGACAAAAUAUUUGCAAAUGAUAUAUCUGAUAAGGAGCUAAUGUCCAAAUAUAUAUAAAGAAUUCCUUCAAGUAAACAACAACAAAACACCCAGUUUUAAAAAGAGAAAAGGUGCAUAGAUAUUUUCUUUUUGUUUUUUAAGCAAACAUUGCUUCAGGCCGGGCACAGUGACUCACACCUGUAAUCCUAGCAACUUUGGGAGACCGGGGCAAGCAGAUCACUUGAGUUCAGGAGUUGGAGACCAGCCUGCUCAACAUGGUGAAACCCUGUCUCUACUAAAAAUAUAAAAAUUAGCCAGGUGUGGUUGUGGGUGCCUGUAAAUUUCAGCUACUUGGGGGGCUGAGGCAGGAUAAUCGCUUGAACCCAGGGGGCAGAGGUUACAGUGAAUUAAGAUUGCGCCCCUGUACUCCAGCCUGAGUGACAGAAUGAGACUCUACUUAAAAAAAAAAAAGUUAAAUUUCAAAAAGGCCAGGCAUGGUAGCUCAUACCUAUAAUCCCAGCACUUUGAGAUGCUGAGGUAGGAGGAUCACUUGAGCCAAGGAGUUGAAGGCCAGCCUGGGCAAUAUAGUGAAACCCAAAUCUCUUCCAAAAAAAAAUUAAAUUAAAAAUUAGCUGGGUGUAGUGGCUCACACCUAUGGUCCCACCUACCUGGGAAUCUGAGCCGGGAGGAUUGCUUGAGCCCAGGUGGUCAAGGCUGCAGUGACCCAUGAUGGCACCACUAUGAAAAACUUAGAAAUUAGCGGGGCAUGGCAGUGUGUGUCUGUAGUCUCAGCUACUCAAGAAGCUGAGGUGGGAGGAUCACUUGAGUCCUGGAGGUAUGAUUGCAAAACUGCACUCCAGCCUGGGUGAUAGAGCAAGACCCUGUGUCAAAAAAAAAAAAAAAGAAAAGAAGGCCGGGUGUGGUGGCUCACCCAUGUAAUUUCAGCACUUUGGGAGGCAGAGGCGGACGGAUCACCUGAGGUCAGGAGGUAGCCUGGCCAACAUGAUGAAACCCUAAAAUUUUUAGUCUUGACUAAAAAUUCAAAAAAUGAGCCAGGUGUGGUGGUGGGCACCUGUAAUCCCAGCUACUCGGGAGGCUGAGGCAGGAGAAUCGCUUGAACCCAGGAAAUGGAGGUUGCAGUGAGCCAAGAUGGCACCACUGCACUCCAGCCUGGGCAACAGAGUGAGACUCCAUAUCAAAAAAAGAAGAAAAUAUAUAUUAGGAUGGGGCAAGCUAAACUACAUUGUUCUGUAUUUUAACAACAUAGAAAACCUACUUGGGGCCAAUCUGUGAGUCCCUCCCUUAUGAGGCUCAGCCCCACACUGGGAACCCCCUGUCACCUGCCAGUGGCAUCUCUGGAGUGGUCUGUGGUGUUAGCUUGGACCAGUGGUGCUCACCCUCCACACGGCACGCAGAGGCUUUCUAGGGAGCAGUUCGCCAGGACAGCAAUAUUUCAGGUGACAGUGACAUGGGGCAGCAAAACCGGUUUUCUCCUAAUAGGCAGCCAGACGCACACAGGCAUGCAAGCAGACCACACCAUUCAGAAAGUUCACCUGGGACCUGAGACGCAGCUCUUGGAGGGAGAACAGAAGAUCAGAUGGUAUUUGAGAAAAUAAAAAGGUUAAGCAAAGUGAGAAGGAAGGUGGAGGGGAUAAAAAUCAUAAAGGUUAGCCCUGCCACCCAUGACACAGAAGCAUGCCAUGUCGGUUUUAACACCUAAAAGUCAGAGCCACUCACAGGUGGUGAAGAGUGGGUGGAGGAGAGGAGUGGGGAGGUCUGAGGAGCAGAAAAGCCAAAAGGCAAGAGUAAGAUCUGAUGCCAAAGAGGUUCCGCCCACAUGGGAUCUGCCCCUGGGAAAAAUGAAAUUCCCAGAGCCCGGGUACCACAAGGCUUAUAGGCUGGAGGGACGGGCUUUUCACACCCGUGGGAUGACAGAGGCCAUCUCUACAGGUGGGCGACCCCACAGGCACACCAAUGACCUCAGUGCAGCUCCCCAGCACCCACAAAUGACACAGGUCAGUAAUCCAGACAUGGGGGGGCAAAGGCUCAUGUGUGCCCAGAUGCAGGCACACCUGUGCUGCUUGAGUCACCUGCAGAGUCACGAGACAAGGAACCCGGAGGAGCUCCACUGGUGUACAUCGGACACCCCAGGGCAAGGUCCCAGGUGCCUCCCUGGCAGCCCCCUCCUACAGCAGAGGGUUCGGAUGGCAAAGUCUCAAAGGCUUUCCUUCCUUCCCUGCAUGGGGCAAACAUGGAGGACACACUCCCCCAGGGCCUGCGCUGAGGCUGCCAGGGAGCCUGCCAGUUUCCCCACUCUGGUUUUCAGGUAAACCCAAUCUGCUGGCACUGAGACCCUCAUCAGACAUCUGCACACCUGCGACCACAGCUGAAAUCGGUGUGCCUUCUCCAAAGCCAUCUUCUCACCUGUUUUUUCUUAUUUUUUGAGACAAAGUUUUGUUUUUGUUGCCCAGGCUGGAGUACAGUGGCACUCUCUGGGCUCAGCACAACCUCUGCCUCCCAGGUUCAAGCGAUUUUUCUACCUCAGCCUUCGGAGUAGCUAGGAUUAUAGGCAUGCACCACCAUGCCCAGCUAAUUUUGUAUUUUUUUUUUUUUUUUUUUUUUAGUAGAGACAGGGUUUCUCCAUGUUGGUCAGGAUGAUCUUGAACUCCCAACCUCAGGUGAUUCUCCUGCCUCAGCCUCCUAAACUGCUGGGAUUACAAGUGUAAGCCACCAUGCCUGGCCAUGACCGGCUUUUAAAAUAAAUUUAGGUAAGGUUCGCAUAACAUAAAGUUAAGCAUUUUAAAGUGAACAGUUCAGUGGCAUUCAAUACAUUUACAGCAUUGUGCGACCAUCACUCCUACCUAAUUUCUGUACAUUCUCUCUCUUUCUUUUUUAUUUCUUUGGAGAUGGGGUCUCCCUCUGUCCCCCAGGCUGGAGUGCACUGGCACGAUCUCAGCUCACUGCAAUCUCUGCCUCCCAGGUUCAAGCGAUUCUCCUGCUUCAUCCUCCCAAGUAGCUGGGAUUACAGGCCUGUGCCAUCACUACAUACAGUUAAUUUUUGUAUUUUUCCUAGAGAUGGUGUUUCACCAGGUUGGCCAGGUUGGUCUUAAACUCCUGACUUCAAGUGAUCCACCUGCUUCAGAUUCCCAAAGUGCUGGGAUUAAAGGCAUGAGCCACCAUGCCCAGCCUCUCCUAUCUAGUUCUUUUACAUUCUCUCUCUCUUUAUAUUUUUAUUUUUUGGGGGGACAGGGUCUUCCUCUGUUGCCCAGGCUGAAGUGCGGUGGCAUGACCUCAGCUCACUGCAAUCUCCACCUCUCGGGUUCAAGUGAGUCUCCUGCCUUAGCCUCCUAAGUGGCUGGGAUUAGAGGUGCCCAGCUAAUUUUUGUUUUUAGUAGAGAUGGGGUUUCACCAUGUUGGCCAGUCUUGAACUCCUUACCCUCUUGAGCCUUUCAAAGUGCUGGGAUUACAGGUGUGUGCCACAACACCUUGCCAAAUUCUUGCACAUUCUCACUUUAGAAAGAAACCUUAUCACCACCAGCUGUCACUCCCCACCCCUCCCCAAGCUUCUGGAACACACACAUCUUUUUCCUGUCUCUGUGGGUGGGCUGGUCUUGGACAUUUUAUAGAAAUGGGAUCACACACACUGUGUGGCCUUUUGUGUCUGGCAUUCCUCACUGAGUGUGAUGUCCUCAAGGUACAUCCAUGCUGUGGCCUGUGCGAGAGCCUGGCUCCUUUUCAGGGCUGAGUUGUGUUCCACUGAGUUGUGUUCCACUGUCAGGAUGAACCAUGCGUGGAUCCAUCCAUCGAUACACACCUGGGUUCUUGCAGUAACCUUUUGGCUGCUGUGAAUAUCAUGCUGCUGUGAAAAUUUCUGUGCAUGCAUUUGUUGGAGGACUCCCUUCAAUUCUUUUGGGUUCAUGCCCGGGAGCAGAAUUGCUGGGUGACCCCUGAAAUGGCCCAGGUCAGGCCUCUCCAUUGCACCUCGAAGCCUGGCUUUCAAAUAUUGUCACUAUUCAGAAUGGGCAGGUGCACAUCUAUCUGACAUGUGUCCACAUGCCCAGGGACUAUAGGGAGUGGGAGAGGGUUCAUUUUGCAGGAUUGGGACCAGGGUCAGGUGAGAAAACCACAAAAUUUAAGGGGAUGCCAAAAAGUUAGCAUAUAUAUAUAUAUAUAUAUGGAGAGGUGGGGAGAGAGAGAGAGAGAUAUGAAGUCCCACUCUGUUGCCCAGGCUGGAGUGCAGUGGCACAAUUUCAGCUCACUGCAACCUGAGCCUCUUGGGUUCAAGCGAUUCUUCUGCCUCAGCCUCCAGAGUAGCUGGGACUACAGGCAUCUGCCACCACGCCCAGCUAAUUUUUGUAUUUUUAGUAGAGAUGGGGUUUCACCAUGUUCAGGCUGGUCUUGAACUCCUGACCUCUGAUCACGUGUCUUGGCCUCCCAAAGUGCUGAAAUUACAGGCAUAAGCUACUGCACCUGGACUAUAAAUAAUAUUUUAAUGCACUCUUAUAAAAAUUCAAAAUAAAUAUGCAAAAGCUACGAUGAACAAAUGAUCAGAAUUUUCUCUCAAAGUGGGAUCAUUCACAGUGCUCUGAGAGGCACAUUGGAGCCAAGGCAAAAGGAAAAAUCAGAAUUACUGACCCCAUCUUGAUUUAAAAUAUUAUUCUGGCUCCAUUGUGGAUUUUUGCAUUGAUUUUGAUUUUUUUUUUUUUUUUUUUUGAGACAGAGUCUCACUCUGUCACCCAGGCUGGAAUGCACUGAAGUGAUCUCCACUCACUGCAACCUUGGCCUCCUGAGUUCAAGAAAUUCUCCUGCCUCAGCCUCCUGAGUAGCUGGGAUUACAGUCAUGUGCCACCACGACCAGCUAAUUUUUUUUUUUUUUUUAGUAGAAAUGGGAUUUCACCAUGUUGGCCAGGGUGGUCUCAAAUUCCUGACCUCAGGUGAUCCGCCUACCUCAGCCUCCCAAAGUGCUGCGAUUACAGGCGUGAGCCACCAUGCUUGGCUGGAUUUUUUUUUUUUUUUUUUUUUUAGCUAUGGGCUUUUCCUAUGUUGCCCAGGGAUGUCUCGAACUCCUGGCCUCAAGUGAUCCCACCUCAGCCUCCUGAGUAGAUGAGACCACAGGCACACAUCACCACACCCAGCUAAUUUUUAAUUUUUUGUAGAGACAGGGACUCACUAUGUUGCUGAGGCUGUUCUUGAACCCCUAGGCUCAAGGGAUCCUCCCACCUCAGUGUCCUGUGUAGCUGGUACUACAGGCACGUUCCACUCCACCCUGCUAAUUUUUGGUUUGAACUGAAGUAUUAUUUCAUCUCGGUCACUGAGGUUUUUCAGCCCCCCCCCUCCUUUUUGUUGUUGUUGUUCAAGCAAUUCUCCUGCUUCAGGCUCCCAAGCAUCUGGAACCACCGUACCUGGCUAAUUAUUAUUAUUAUUUUUUUGUAUUUUUAUUAGAGACAGAGUUUCACCAUAUUGGCCAGGCUGGUCUUGAACUCCUGACCUCAAGUGAUCUCCCCUCUUCGACCUCCCAAAGUGCUGGGAUUACAGGUGUGAGCCACCCAUCUGACCUCAACGCUCCCUUCGAGUUUGUGCCCAGUGUGAGUGCCUUGCUUUGCUGAGCCUGCUCGUGCCCUGGGAUUUGAGACCCGACAGGUGUGGGUAACAAUUGCAGUUUAGCUGCUCACUUGCCGGAGGACCUCAGGCUCCCUUCUCUGAGAUUCACUUAGGCCAUUUCUGGAAUCCCCAUUGUGCAGGACAGCUGGGUUGAUUGCAGUGAUGUUUACUCACCAAAUCCUGAGUGCUGGAGCAGACAGGGCCCCAUCUGUUACUCUCUUGGACUUCCAGCCUCCAGAACUGAGAGAGAGAAGAAAUCUCAGUCUCUGAAGCCCUCCGCUUUGUGGCCCGAGGUCACAGAGCCCCAGCAAACCAUCACAUUGGGUUAAGGGAAUGCAUCCCCAGAUCUCAUAGCUGCAGACUGGCCACUGCAGGACUAUCCAGUGGGACCCAGGGGUGCCUCUGCCCUAUUGGGGGACCCUCGGUGAGCCAGUGAAUUCAGAGCAUUUCUGAAGCUCCUUGACCAUGAGUAAGGAAGUUGAAUGGUACAGGAAAAGCAGGUGAGCAUGCACAUUAAACCAACAGCCAAGACCUGUCACCACCACUGGGCACCUGCCAGGCUCCCCGCCCAGUGCUCCCAAAAACAGAGGCCCCCCCUUCCCCUAUCCCCUAAAGGAGUGAUCUCACUGGUCAAGAUGAUGACAGCAUGGGGAAGUCUCUGGAAAGGGCCUUGCCCAGGGGAUGGCUCAGGUGGCCUCAAAUAACAUGACAAAGAACUUCUUUAUUACUUAUCAUUAUUAUUAUUUGAGACAGGGUCUUGCUCACUCUGUUGCCCGGGCUUGAGUGCAGUGGCAUGAUCUAGCUCACUGUAGCCUCAACCUCCUGGACUCAAGUGAUCCUCCUGCCUCAGCCUCCUGAACAGCUUGGACUUCAGGCGUGUACUGCCACACCUGGCUAAUUUUUAAAUUUUUAUUUAUUAUUAUUGUUAUUAUUUUUGAGAUGGAGUCUAUCUCUGUCACCCAGGCUAGAGUGUAGUGUUGCUAUCCUGGUUUAUUGCAACCUCUACCUCCCGGGUUCAAGCAAUUCUCCAGCCUCAGCCUCCUGAGUAACUGGAGAUUACAGGCACCUACCACCAUGCUCAACUAAUAUUUAUAUUUUUAGUAGAGAUGAUGUUUCACCAUGUUGGCCAGGCUGGUCUCGAACUCCUGACCUCAGGUGAUCCAUCCACCUCCCAAAGUGCUGGGAUUGCAGGCAUGAGCCACUGUGCCUGGCCACUACAUUUUUUUUAAUUUUUAGAGAUGGGGUCUUGCUAUCUUGUACAGGCUGGUCUGAGACUCCUGGGUUCAAGCAAUCUUUCCACCUCAGUUUCCCAAAUAGCUUAGACUUAAAGAUGUGCACUGCCAAACCAGGAUAAUUUUUUCAUUUUUAGGAGAGGUGGGGUCUUGCUGUCUUGCCCAGGCUGGUCUCAAACUCCUGGGCUCACAGGAUCCUCCCGCCUCAGCCUCCCAAAGUGCUGGGAUGACAGGCACAAAAGACCAUCUUUCAUUUUUGCAAUAUGCUGACAGGUUCAGAAGAGGUUUGAGCCAAAUUGGCCAUAGGCACCCAGGUGGCCUCUGGGAUACGUUUCUCCCAAGCCAGGUUUGCACUCAGUCAGCCUCAGCAUGCAGACACCAUCUCCUCGACACUAAACUUGACACUCUCGGUUCCAAUCAGGCAGUGGGGUCUGGGAGAGGGACCUGGUUCACGUGCCACGCUUGGGGGAGCGUCCUAACAUUCUCAGAAAUGACCACACCCAACACUCGCCCUGGGUGGCUUCUGUCUCCCUAUCUGCUUUCUGAGAAGUGGGCACCCUCCCACAUGCCCCCGGGUGUGGUGCCCAGGGUUCCCCGACACACAGACCCUUAGCCGCUCAACCCAGGCAUCCAGGGUCCUGGCGAGACAGCCUGGGAGACGCAGAGUGGGAACUGAUGACUGGGAGUGAGUAUUGUGAAUGUCUACACGCAGACUGACUUCAGGGGCGAGGAAUUAUGCCUGGCAAGCAUCUGGACUGCGGUGCUUCUGGGAGCUGGGACCUGAAGUCAGCAUUAGGUCUCCCGGGAAGUGGGCUUUGCUCCUACCUUCUGGUCAUGGCCCAACAAGCAGCCUCGCCAUCACCACAGAGGUGGCUGGAGAUGCCCUGUCCCAGGACCGUGGCAGGUGGGGAUCCCGUCCUGCGUGGGGCUUGCUGGCAGGUGAGAAAGACAGUGCACAGCCUGCAUUUAUUUAAUGACUCAUUUAAAAAUACCAUUUAAAGACUGGGUGUGGUGGCUCAUGCCUGUAAUCCCAGCACUUUGGGAGGCCGAGGUGGGUGGAUUACCUGAGGUCAGGAGUUCGAGACCAGCAUGGCCAAUAUGGUGCAACCCUGUCUCUACUAAAAAUACAAAAAUUAGCUGGGCAUGGUGGUACGUACCUGUAAUCCCAGCUACUUGGGAGACUGAGGCAGGAGAAUCCCUUGAAUCAGGGAGGUGGAAGUUGCAGUGAGCCAAGAUCAUGCCACUGCGUUCCAGCCUGUGUGACGUGUGACAGAGCGAGACUGUCUUAAAACAAAAAAUAAAAUAAAGUAAAAAAAUAAAGGCCAGGUGUGGUGGCUCAAGCCUGUAAUCCCAGCACUUUGGGAGGCGUAGGUGGGUAGAUCAUGAGCUCAGGAGUUCAAGACCAGCCUGGCCAAGAUGGUAAAACCUCGUCUCUACUAAAAAUACAAAAAUUAGCUGGUCGUGGUAGUGGGUACCUGUAACCCCAGCUACUCAGGAGGCUGAGGCAGAGAAUUGCUUGAACCGUGGAAGUGGAGGUUGCAUUGAGCUGAGAUGGCAUCACUGCACUCCAUCCUGGGCAACAGAGUAAGACUCCGUCAAAAAAAAAAAAAAAAACACUUAAAAUUCUCUGGAGUGAGGGGGCCCAGGGGUCCGGGCAGCUCCGGGCAGGCCCCCCACCUCCCCCCCUGGCCCCCACGGGAUGGACCAUGCUAAGCUCCACUGGCUUCUUCCGGGCCAUUGACUGCCCCUGUUGGUCUGGGGCGCCCGGGGGUCCCUGCUAGCAGCCCUACUGCCACUUCUGGCACUGCAGGACCCGGGUCCCCGGCACACCGGGUGAUGGCCGAGAGGAGCCCCCCGCAGCAGAGCUCGAUAGGAAUGCCUGGGCCUACAGCUGCUGGGCAUCGCCCCCUCAAGGCUGUUGCUUCCUGAACCUCCCUCGGCCUGGGGCUGGGUUACGACCCCUACAACCCCAAGCUGCCCAAGCCCCCUGGGCAGAGGGAGAAUGGCGCCCUUGGCCUGGGGGAGGAGGCACGGACUGACGUGCUGGUGCUGGAGCUGGUCAACACGGCCAUCUAGGCUGUGCGCAG
Molecule: messenger RNA, 20442 nt
Organism: Callithrix jacchus (white-tufted-ear marmoset)
Lineage: Eukaryota; Metazoa; Chordata; Mammalia; Primates; Cebidae
Source: RefSeq, a predicted model, not a curated record